Messenger RNA from Coniosporium apollinis CBS 100218, 1257 nucleotides. Its product is annotated as actin-like protein 3. Gene Ontology annotation, biological process: Arp2/3 complex-mediated actin nucleation. NCBI's taxonomy places the organism in Eukaryota, Fungi, Ascomycota, Dothideomycetes. The record is from RefSeq and is a predicted model, not a curated record. The transcript has 6 exons. Gene Ontology annotation, molecular function: actin filament binding. The coding region runs from base 1 to 1257 and encodes 418 amino acids. Gene Ontology annotation, cellular component: actin cortical patch; Arp2/3 protein complex.
AUGGCUCCCCAAACGCCGGCCGUUGUCAUGGACAACGGUACGGGCUAUUCGAAGCUAGGAUUCGCCGGCAAUGACUCUCCGUCCUUCGUCUUCCCUACCGCAAUCGCGACAAAAGGCCCUGCCGGCGGUGCUGGAGGUUCCGGAUCAGGUCGUCCUGCUGUCGCCAACAAGCCCUCGUUCCUCACAGGUGGAGCUGGCCCUGGCGGACAUCUCUCAGGAAAGCGCGGCACAGAAGACCUGGAUUUCUUCAUAGGAGACGAAGCUCUAGCGGCAUCGGCAGGACCAGGAUAUGGCAUACACUACCCUAUACGACAUGGCCAAAUUGAGAACUGGGAUCACAUGGAACGCUUCUGGUCAAACUCGAUAUUCAAAUACUUGCGCGUAGAGCCCGAGGAUCACUACUUCCUCCUUACGGAACCUCCCCUAAACCCACCAGAAAACCGCGAAAACACCGCCGAGAUCAUGUUCGAAUCCUUCAACUGCGCCGGCCUCUACAUAGCCGUGCAAGCCGUCCUCGCCCUCGCCGCCUCCUGGACGUCUUCCAAAGUACAUGACCGCUCUCUCACCGGCACCGUCAUCGACUCCGGAGAGGGUGUAACCCAUGUCAUUCCCGUCGCCGAAGGCUAUGUAAUCGGUUCCUCCAUCAAAUCCAUUCCCAUCGCUGGCCGCGACAUAACAUACUUCGUGCAAUCGCUACUGCGAGACCGGGGCGAGCCGGAUAGCAGCUUGAAGACCGCGGAGAGAAUUAAGGAAGAGUUCUGCUACGUGUGUCCAGACAUUGUAAAAGAGUUCUCCCGCUUCGACCGCGAGCCGGAACGGUUCGGCAAGCAUGAGGUUACGUAUCCCAACGGCAAGAAGGUCACAGUGGACGUAGGCUAUGAGCGCUUCCUAGCGCCGGAGAUUUUCUUCAACCCCGAGAUAUACUCCUCCGACUUCCUGACACCACUUCCCAACAUCGUCGACACCGUCAUCCAAACCUCGCCUAUUGAUGUACGGAGAGGGUUGUACAAGAACAUCGUACUGUCAGGAGGCUCGACAUUGUACAAAGAUUUUGGCCGGCGGCUGCAGAGAGAUAUCAAACAGCUCGUGGAUGCACGUAUCAGAGCGUCGGAGGCAAGGAGUGGAGGUGCGAGAUCAGGCGGACUGGAGGUGCAGGUCAUCACACACAAGAGGCAGAGGCACGGGCCGUGGUUUGGAGGCAGCCUGCUGGGUCAGACCCCGGAGUUUAGGAGUUACUGUCAUACGAAGGCGGAGUAA